Molecule: messenger RNA, 3245 nt
Organism: Xylona heveae TC161
Lineage: Eukaryota; Fungi; Ascomycota; Xylonomycetes; Xylonales; Xylonaceae
Product: kinase-like protein
Exons: 5
Coding region: 220-3177 (985 amino acids)
Biological process (GO): protein phosphorylation
Molecular function (GO): protein kinase activity; ATP binding
Source: RefSeq, a predicted model, not a curated record
UCUUCGAAUCGAAAGAAAUCCUUUUUUUCUCGUGCCCGGCUUCCCUCGAGUUUUAAUCUGUCAAGAAUCAGUCAAAGAUCCUAUGCCGAGCAGCUCAGUCCUACUCCAGUGCCGAAAAGACAGCGCGCUAGAUCAUAUUUUGGUCCACGUCCGCCGUCUCCAUUUCCAUUCAGAGGGCGCGGAAACUCCUUUGGAAAUCCAGCUGGGGAGGCGUCCGCCAUGUCGAGUGCUAGACACCUAGAUCCGCGUGCCACCACAGGCCCCAAGGCCCAGCUCGUGCGAGAGGCGCAGGAUUUGCAAAAAGCUGUAGCUGAAAAGGCUCUCAACAGUGGAACUGCCCCUCCGCCAUAUCAAUUUGUUGAACUGAUCGGUAAAGGGUCGUUUGGGCGCGUCUUUAAGGGAAAGCAUAACACGUCUAGCGAUGUCGUGGCCAUCAAAAUUAUCGACGUUGAUUCCACCGACUACAAGACCAGCGCUAAACUCCGAGAUGAAACUAUCAAAGAUUUCAUGAACGAGACGUCGGUCCUGCUACAGCUCAAGAACAGCAAGGCCAAGAAUAUCAAUAAGAUUGUGGAUGCUUUCUGUGUCCACUCCCAGCUCUGGAUUGUGAGCGAAUACUGUCCUGGUGGAAGCUUGUCGACCUUGUUGAAAGCAACCAAUCGCCCUGGAUUGGAAGAAAAGUUUAUUAUUCCAAUUGCUCGUGAACUGGCGGAAGCCUUGAAGUGCGUUCAUGAUGCUGGAAUUAUUCAUCGAGAUGUUAAAGCUGCAAACAUCCUUGUUUCAGAGGAUGGCCGUCUUCAAUUAUGUGACUUUGGUAUCUCUGCUGUUGUUCAGAGCAAGCUUGAGAAGCGAUCAACUAUUAUUGGUACACCUAAUUGGAUGCCUCCAGAAAUGUUAAACGGUGAACCAGCUGUUCGCGCUGGAUACGGUAAUGAGGUCGACUGCUGGGCCUAUGGUUGCACCAUUUACGAAAUAGCGUCGGGUCAUCCCCCAAACCACGGAGUUCGCCACCCUGAUGAGCUGGGUAAAUUGCUUCAGAAAGCUCCUCGUCUCGAAGGCGGUAAUUAUACUCAGGGUCUGCGUGAUUUUGUAGCGUUCUGUCUCGAAGAACGUCCAAAGGAUCGUCCGUCUAUGGACAAUAUCUUGAAACAUUAUUACGUCUUCAACACUCAAAAACGUUACCCCACCAAUAUCCUCAAGCAACUCAUUGAAAAUUACUACGUCUGGGAGCAGUCAGGUGGUCUACGCCAGUCACUCUUCGCACCCAGCGGAGCUGCCGCACUGAAUUUCCCGGAAUCACUCAACGACGAAGAAGACGGAUGGAAUUUCAGUACUACUGCUGAAUUCAACCAGCGGUUUGCAGACAUGGACCAAUCCGAGGAACAGGAAUUUACAUCACCCCUUCAGGAGCCUGAGCCCGUUCUCCAAAAGCCCAAGACUCGUCGGGAGAUGGCAUCGGAUAAAAACUUCAAGCAUCAGAAUGAGCAACGCGUGGCUCGUGGCGAAGCUGCCAUGAUGAGACUAUUUGACGAGAAGGCGGCUCCUUAUGAGUACGUUGUCCGAGACGAGCUUGACGAUCUGGGCCCUCAGCCUGUCUCAGAUUUGCCCUUCCGCAACCACCCGACCGAUUUCUCCUCCAUUCAGGAAUCUCAGAUUGACCUGGGCGGCUUCAAUUCCGACAGUGCUGGACUCGGUGAUAUCAACCUUGACCUGGCCAAUGUUCCGACCCUUAAAGCAAACCCGGCCAACCGUUUCCUCAAAGACUUGGACAAUGAGGAGGAAGAGGACGAGUACGCCUAUCUCCGUGAUGACCAACCCCGGCGUGCCACCCGAGAGUGGAAGUUCCCCACCACUCUCCCCGAGGAGAAUCUCAACCGACGCACCCAAGACUGGAAAUUUCCAAUGAUGAUGCAACCACCCCUUUCUGACAUGGGACCCGGUGAUGCUGUUGCAGGGACCGACUCGAUGGGUGACGGUCUUCCUCUUCGUCCUCGCCUCAUUCAUACCGCUACGGAGCCGGUUGGGAUGGGUAGUGAUAUUAGCUUCAUGCACCCGGGCCCAGCUGUCUCGCGCCCUGAAUCGCCGGUUCGUCGGUCGCUCAUUGAUCUCGACUUGGCUGAAGUCCCACGUCCCUCAACUUCCAGCUCAGCCGCGGACUCUGCAUCCACCACUCUUGGCGACCCAUUCCAUCUUGAGAACAAGUUCGCUUCACUUGAUGGAGGUGACAUGGCUUCGUCUGAGCCAUUCCCAGAGCCUUUCGAUACCGCCCUGCUCGAGCAAGGCGGCCCGGCCCCCGAUGUUGAAAUUGACACUGAAGCCACCAUGGUUUCUGGUUCGGGCUUGGGCGUUGGUCUCUCUUCUACUCCCGCCUCACACGCUUUCGAGACCCCUCACCGCUCGCGUCAGCCUAGCAUUUCGAGUGAGGAGUCCGUAUCUAGCACUGGCUCGGGUACACUCCGCAAAUACGGCACCCGCAAGGUUGGCACCAUGAUGGGCGAGCACCCAUUCUUUGAGGGAGGAGAAGAACCGGCAAGCCAGCGCCCAACAAACGGCGAUAUUAACCAGGAUGACUCCAACCCUACCGAUCCUACUGUCUGGGAUAACUUUGAACCAAAUGACAACCCCGCUGAACUUCAUCCGGGAUAUUGUCUCCGUCCUCCCACUCGCAUUGGCGAUCCAGACUUUCCAUUGUCUGAAGGCUUGAAGAGCAUUCCCACAAACGGGAUACGCGCCGCCGGUCCAGCCACGAGUGUUUUGCCUAUGACUGGAUCUGCUGGAAGCUCGUUCAAUACCGACGUUGCAACCUCGGCCAGCGGAGGCGGAGUCGCAUCUUCUGCGUCUUCGAUGGCAGGCAGUGGCUUCCUUGGUCAAUCGUUUGGCAGCAAUGAAAGUGCCGAUGAGACUGCGGACGACGAAGGCGAGGGUCUCGAAGACGUCAUCUACGGCCCGAAUGGCGAGCGAUUUGUUUUCCCGGUCGUCGCUCCACCAUCUAUGGAAGCUCUCCUUGAAGGGGCCAGCAACGAACAAGUCGCCACGGAGUUGACUCGCCUUUUAACCGAUUUCCGUGCUGGACUGAGCAUCACUCGAGAGCUCAUCCAAGCCCAUGCUGCACAGCGAGAGGCUAAGAAGCGUGGAAAUGGUGGAGGUGAAGAUGGACCAGGUGGAAUUGCCGAGUAACGCGUCGGUCUCGAACUAUGGGGACGAUAAUGACGAUAUGGAAUGAGAGAAUUAGGAGAUGGCGAUGA